Budorcas taxicolor (takin) is the source of this 3225-nucleotide messenger RNA. It is a transcript of the gene SPATA31G1, whose product is annotated as chromosome 8 C9orf131 homolog. NCBI's taxonomy places the organism in Eukaryota, Metazoa, Chordata, Mammalia, Artiodactyla, Bovidae. The record is from RefSeq and is a predicted model, not a curated record. The coding region runs from base 1 to 3225 and encodes 1074 amino acids. The transcript is spliced from 3 exons.
AUGGAAUGGUUGCCAGAGGACCUGCAUGGGUCUGAGGGAGUCGUAGGGCUUCUCUGGAACCAGCUGACCUAUGCCCUAGCCUGCAGACACUGUGGCAGCAGCUGCCUCCAGAGUCCAGGGAAUCUGAUAAUACUGUUUUUGUUCAUGGUUUGGCAGAUCCAGAGGUGGUGGCAGCUUGGGAGAUGGCGGCAGCUUCAGCCCUGGUACUCUGGGGACAAGAUGCAAGGCAAGGGCCUACCACUUCUGUACCAUGUGGCUUUCCUUGAUCGCCUGUGGAAGCAGAAGUCAGAGGAGGAAGAGGAGGCAUUUCUGGAUCCACUGAAGACACGUUCUCUUCUUAAAGAAGCUCCUAUUGGAGAGCAAGUCACUACAGCCCCAUCUCAACCAUUUUAUAAUUCUGAAGGUCUCCACAAGGCCGCAGGCACACUAGAGCAAGGACUCAUGCAGGCCCCAAACCCUCCUCGAUCCUUCCCCACCUUUCAGAUCUUGACCAACCUGCCUGUGAGGCACACAACAACAUCAGGGAGCUGCUCACAGGAGAGAAAAAGCCAGUUCUUCUGGGGUCUGCCCUCUCUGCACAGUGAGUCCUUGGAGGCCAUCUUCCUGAACUCAGGUGGCCUCUCUCCCUUGAAGCUAUCUGUUAGUACCUCUGUCUUCUUUAACAAGCUUGCCUUCCUGCCUAGAUCCCCAGUAUUGCUGCUUCCCCGGUAUGGCUUCCCAACCCCGCUUCCCACCCAGAAAGCCCAUACUACAGAGGAUCUGGAAAGGAUGGCCUCUGAUCCUCAGCAACUUCCCUCUCCAUCUUCCCCUCCUGUCCCAUCACUUCACCUUCAUCCUAACCCCUUUCCCAUGGACCAUAAGACAGUCCUAUCUGGCACUGAGGCAAAUACACAGUCUCAAGGAACUAGCACCCUGGGAGUUCCACCUGCAGAUAAGACUCAGUGGGGAACCACAGGACAUAAAGAGAGUACUCAAGCCUUUCAGCCCCCAUUGCCAGCCCUCUGCCAGCCCCCAGACCCUCUGUCAGAAGCCCAGGAAAUCAACCCUGAAGGAGGACCUUCUGCAACCAAGGAUUUCUGGGGAUCCUUGGGACACAGAGUGAACCCUAUGGCCUCUGGGUCUCCAGUGUCAGCCUUCUGCCCUUCCCCACAUCCCCUGCCAGAACUCCUGGGAGGCAGACUCCUGGGAGAGUCCUCUGGAUAUGAGCCCCAGUGGACAUACAGAGAAAAUUCAACAAAACCUUGGGCCUUGGAGCCUCCAGCCUUUGACCUCGACCCAGGACUCCACGGAACCAGAUCUACUUGUGUUCCAUCAGAAUCUGAGACUCCAAGGAAGGGCAUGGAGAGUAAGGAAAAUCUCUGGGUCUCUGCAGACCCAGUUUCACCUCCUAGCUUCCCCUCAGCUUCUCUGGAGUCCAUAGGCACAGGUGUCCAGGCAGUCUUGUUUGACUCCAACGCUUUGAGGGGGGCCAUUAGGCAGAGAGACAACCUCUGGGCUUCAGAGUCCCCAGCCCCUGGCCACAGCCUAUCUCUUGCUCCUGUUCUAGAACACCACAGAAUCAGUCCUGUGGGAGGCCUCACUGGGUCAGAAACUGCAUGGAAGGGCACUGAUCAUUCCAGGAAUUCCUGGGCUUCUGAAUCCCCAUCUCUGGCCUUCAGCACACCCCCAGUUCUUGUACUGGAUUCCCUCAGAGCUAUGGGGGUCCCAUUUGAAUCUGAAGCUAGAUGUGGGGACCUAGGAGGGAGAAAGGACUCCCGGACCUCAGAGCUCCCAGACUGCAGCUUACCCCAAGACCCACAUGGAGCCAACUCCUUGGGAGUCCAGCGUGACUCUAAGCCUAUUCGGGGGGACGUGGAGCAGAAAGAAAUCUGUUGGGUUCCUGCGUACCCUGUGUGGAGCCCCAGCCCACUCCCAAACUCUAUGUCCAAGUCUCACACGAGUGAGCCUAUUGGAGACAAAUGUGACUAUAAGCCUGAGGAGGAAACAGUGAAACAUACAGAGAACUGCAGGACCACUGAACUCCCAGCCGCAACUCCCAGGUUCUCUGCUCUUCUACCAGAUCCACACAUUGAUCUUGAGUUUGUGAGGAAUAUGCAAUAUCUCAGAGGGAUCCUCCAGGACCCCAAUCCUCCAGCAGUGGAUCCCCUACAGCCAAUACCCUGGCCUGCUGCCCAAGCUCACGCUCUGAAGAUUGAGUCCAACCAACCUGGCCUACCCAAGGGAGGGCUGUUAACAGGGGCCAACGCAGAGACCCCCUCCUCCCGGGGUAAGGCUAUCCCAAAGGUACCCACCUGCUCUGGGAUCCAGGCCUGGCACUGGAGUAAGGAGUUGAAACUCAGGCUGGAGAAACUACAGCAGAGCCCUGCUUCCAGAUCUCGAAGUCAAUCAUUUAGCAGCUCCCUUACCCUGAGCUCCACAACUCAAGCCACCCGGAAACUCUCUUCUUGCCCACCACAGCAGACUCAUCCCCCAAGUCUGUGGCCCCACUCUUCAAGCUGUCAUCCCCCCAAAGGUCAGAGCACAGUAACUCAGCCUAUCCAGGUCCCCUACUGUUAUCACUCCCACUUCUCUUUCCAACCUCAGACACUAAAGUCUGGCAGGGCAGAACAAGGGUCUCGGAAAGAGCAAAGAAAGAAAGCAAAGACAGUGUACCAGAUCUCACCCCAAGAGUCAUGUGUUCACAUGGAGGCUGGUGAGAACUGCCUGGGCCAGGAAGAGCCCUCGAACUCUGCGGUUCCAGGCUCAGGCAAGAGAGAAGACAAAGCUUCAGCCUUAUCUUCAGCCAAAAAUAGAGCCAGCCCCAGGAAACCCGAAGAAGGAGACUGUGGAGAAGUGGAUGCAAGUUUGGGGUCAUCCACAGUUACAGAGGAAAGCCACCCAGCUCAGGCCAGAAGAUUAGCAGAGAACCCUGUCAGCAGACUUUCACGAAGAUCUCAGCACAGCAACCAGUGCUCUCCACACACUGCUUUCUCCCCCCAGCCUCACUCCAAGUAUGUAAGUUCCCAAGGUCAGAGAGGGGCAAGGCUGGGAACUCCUCAAAUUCUGGCCCCUAGGCACUGUAAGCCCUGCCCUUGGGCACGUAAGCAUCUUUCCUCCUUACCUCCCGCUCCCCUUACCAGCAGUCUCCAAAGGAUAUUAUCCAAGUUUCUGGGUACCCAUGGAUCCAUGCCCACCAAACCCAUCAGCAGAGGAAAGCCUGGUAGUACUGGAACCCAAUAUAAUUAA